AUGAAUCCAUCUUGUCUUGGCUUUCAGAAGGCAGCGCAGAACCUAAAACCUGUUGUUCCCAUCAAGUUCCAUAUCUCCAGCCGAACAGAUACUGGUGUCCAUGCGCUGUGCAACGCUGCUCACCUUGACAUCCAGAGGGCACCGGGGAAGCCAGCUUUUAGUGAGAAACAGCUUGUCCGCAGUCUUAAUUACCACCUGAAGCCUGAGCCAAUCCGCAUUUUGAAUGCCUAUCGAGUGACCAAUAGCUUCCACGCACGCUUCUCUGCACUGUCAAGAACCUACAUUUAUCGGCUGUUGAUGGGCUGCGCUCAUUAUUCUGAAAUACCGGUGUUCGAAAAGGAUCUCUGCUGGGCUCCUGCGGGAGGCCACCUGAACGUGCCUGCCAUGCAGGACGCAGCACAGUUCCUGCUGGGAACUCAUGACUUCAGCACCUUUCGCUCACUUAACUCCGAAACACCUUUUCAGUCUCCGAUCAGAACCAUCUUCCAGGCAGACAUCCGACCCUCUUCUGGUUUCCUGUCCCACCACUAUGAACACAGGGGACUGGAGUUUUGGGAGCUGAAGUUCAGGAGCAGAUCAUUUCUUUAUCGACAGGUCCGAAGAAUGGUUGGGGCUCUAGUUGCAGUUGGCCAGGGAAGGUUAACACCUCGUCAUAUAAAGGAGUUACUGGAGAUAAAAGAUGCACGAGCUUUUCCACCAAAUGCCAUGGCUCCAGCAUCUGGACUCUUUCUAAAAUCGGUGGAAUAUGAUGAAGCAGAUUUGGACACUACAAUUGCCCUGGGAGAAUAGGAGCUCUGUGAGAUCCAGCCAUGUCUGAAAGGACUGUUGUUGUGGAUAUGGGAUGGAGGUUUGCCAAGUGCUUUUUACACAGUACAUGGUCUUGUCUCAAUAAAAAUCAUUGACU
This is a messenger RNA of Pterocles gutturalis (yellow-throated sandgrouse), 904 nucleotides long. It is a transcript of the gene PUSL1, whose product is annotated as pseudouridylate synthase-like 1. Gene Ontology annotation, molecular function: RNA binding; pseudouridine synthase activity. The record is from RefSeq and is a predicted model, not a curated record. The coding region runs from base 1 to 789 and encodes 262 amino acids. Gene Ontology annotation, biological process: tRNA pseudouridine synthesis. Lineage: Eukaryota; Metazoa; Chordata; Aves; Pterocliformes; Pteroclidae. The transcript has 6 exons.